Molecule: messenger RNA, 3567 nt
Organism: Volvox carteri f. nagariensis
Lineage: Eukaryota; Viridiplantae; Chlorophyta; Chlorophyceae; Chlamydomonadales; Volvocaceae
Gene: FAP125
Product: kinesin FAP125-like protein
Exons: 16
Coding region: 1-3567 (1188 amino acids)
Biological process (GO): microtubule-based movement; cytoskeleton-dependent intracellular transport
Cellular component (GO): kinesin complex; microtubule
Molecular function (GO): ATP hydrolysis activity; microtubule binding; ATP binding
Source: RefSeq, a predicted model, not a curated record
AUGGAGCAUAUAGAUACGGGGAAGAUGCGUUUAAAGGUCUGCGUCCGGCUGCGGCCUACGCCCGAUGGGUGCCCCAGCCUGGUGCACGCAGACCAUCGCGUCUUGUACAUGAAGGAUCCCCUCAGAGGCCAUAACAACGAAUUUGUAUUCAACAAUGUUUUUGGCCCAGAGGCAAAGCAGGACGCGGUCUUUCAGGAAAUCGGCAUGCCGCUCGUGGAGCACGUCAUGCAAGGCUACAACGCCUGCUGCCUAGCAUAUGGUCACACAGGGAGCGGAAAGACAUAUUCCAUGCUCGGGCGGGAGCCGGCCAUCACACCGGAUGGGCCGGCGCCGUUAGACCGCAACGAAUACGGCAUCAUCCCUCGUGUAUGCGAAAUGAUCUCAAAGGCAGCAAACAAAGCAAAUCGCAAAGCCGACCAAGCGGGGUCUAACCCCGGCAGCAACGUGGUGCGGGUGAAGCUAUUCGUGAGCUUCGUAGAGGUCUACAUGGAGAAUGUACGGGACCUGGGGGCUGGCGCACAGGCGUACAUCAAGGCCCUAGCUGCAGCGCGCCCAGUGGGGAGCGGCGACGGCCGCGGCCAUGCCCCGUCCUCGUCCUCGGUGCCGCCCCUGCCCUCCUUCCCCUCCUCCGACGGCGGCCCGCCCGCAUCCUCCCCCUCGCGACCCGCGGCCAUGGCGCUACGGGACCCCGCGGAGUACGUCCGUACAUGUCUGGACGUCAUGGAGGACGCGUACGGCAUGACGUUUGUGAAGGACUUGACGUUUAUCGAGGUUGCAGACGCGGAGGACAUGCUCUCCGUACUGCAAGCUGGCUACGCCGUACGCUCCGCCUGCUGCCCCAUUGACAUUUCCUCCCGGGCGCACACCAUCUUCAGUAUUAGUGUGGUCAGCUACCGGGGGGAAGAACAGCCGGUCACCGGCCGCCUGAACCUGGUGGACCUGGCUGGCAGUGAGAAGCAGGGCCGAACGGGGCCGGAGGGACACAGGCUACGGGAGGCGAGUGCGGUGACCAAGUCCCUGGCGGCGCUGAGCAAGGUGGUGGUGGCCCUGUCCCAGGCGGGCGGCGGGCUGCCUCCCUCGCCCUCCCCGCCCUCCAAGGCCACCUCCCUCGCCAGUCAAUCCAGCGCCACCUCUUCUUCGCAGCAGUACCAGUACCAGCAGCAGCAGCCGACGCCACACGUGCCGUACAGAGACGCCAAGCUAACACGGGUGCUCAAGAACUGCCUGUGCGGCAACACGAUGGUGACGCUCCUGGCGUGUGUGUAUCCCGUAUUUGACGAGGUGGACGAGAGUCUCGCCACGUUGCAGUACGCUACUAAGGUGCUGACGAAUACCUCGGCGCCCCACGUGAACCUGUUGGCACCCCCGGGCACUCCAGGGGGGCCAGUGGCGGCGGCGGGGCUUGGCAGUGCAGAUCCUGGGCUUGUGGAGGAGCUAUCGGCGCAGGUGGCGGCUCUCAAGGACGAGCUGGAGGUGACACACACGCAUUACCAGAAGCUCAUUGAGAGCAUCGCAGGGCCCUCCUGGCGCAGCGACCCGGGGCCCAUUGAAAGAGCCGCCGGGCCGGCCUUCGGCGCCUUUGGUGGCGGCGGCGGCGGCGGCGGCGGCGGCUUUGCCGGCGCCGCAGGCGCUGCCGCUGCGGCUGCAGCCGCCGCCGCCUCCCUCAAGGGCGGUACCGCCGAGUUCGACACCUUUGCAGCGGCGUUAGCGAGUCUGGGGAAGCCCGGCGGCGGGGGCCCCACCACUAAGAUCAGUGCCGUACACGCGGUGGACGAGGCUAAGCGGCGGCAGUCGCAAGCCGGAGAAAGGGCAGCGCGAGGCGUUACAAACGAUGGGGGCCGUGGCGGCGGCGGCGGCGGGCAUGGCGGGACGACGGCGGGGGCGGCGGCGGCGGCGGCGGCGGGGGGGACCGGCGGGGCCAAGGGAGGGGCUGUGGGGACCAGUCAGGGUGGCGCUGGCGCCAACACGAAUUCCAAUGCAAGAGUAUCUGUGUUGGAGGCUCAGAUCCGCAAAUUGGAGUCCCAGCUCAACCAGGCUCGCGCAACGGCUCAGCAGUACGAGGAGCGCCUCUCGGCAAGAAAGGAGGAGAUGGAGCUGGCACGAGAGCGCAUGGCCGGCAAGGAACACGCGCAGUUUGCGGAAAUCAAGAAGCUACGUGCGCAGGUUGCGGAGUUGACGAAGGCUCUGGAGGCUGAGCGCGCAGAGUCGGCUCACAAGCUGGAGGAGGCGAAGCGGCGCUCUGACGAGGAGUGUGCUCGGCUCAUGCGGGACAUCGACACGCUCCGAAACCAGCUCACGCAGGUCACCGGCACAGUGAACAGCCUGGUUGAGAAGCACAGCGCGGCCAUCACCGCGGAGAAGCGGCAGCGGGAGGCGGUCAAGAAGCAGGCCACGCAGCUGCUGCAGCAGCAGUUCACUCGGGGCACUGAGGAGCAUAGGGCCCAACUGGAGAAUCUGAAGCAGCAGUCCACCUACUUUUUGACCAAGCGGGCUGAGGAGCUGACGGAGGUCAAGCAGCAGCUGGAUGCGGCUAAGGCGGCACAUGGGGCGGAGAAGGACGCGCUUCUGGCUGAGCUAGACUACCUGGCGAACUAUUCCGAGCGGGUUACGGAGCUGGUACGGCGUAUGGAGACGGGUGUGGUGCCCGUCACGGAGCGAGGCAAUGGCAUCAAGGUCUUCAGGCUGCCGCAGCGCGAGCGGCCACCUCGCCUGGACGGUAAUCGGCUUGCAGUGCUCAAGGAAAGGGCCGCCGACCUCCACGAGCGGCUCGUCGCCCUCAGCGCCGCCGCCGCCGCGGGCGGCGGCAGCACCCUCAGCGGCGGUCUGUCCACCGCCAGCCUCAACGGCACCGCGGCGGCGUCGGCGGCAGCGGCGGCGUCGGCAGCGGCGUCGGCAGGGAACGCUAACGGCAAUCCGACGUUUGGCGGAUGGGUUGGCAUUGCCAACGCGGCGGGCAGUGGCGGCGGCGGCGCUCAGUCCUCCCCCGGCCGUGGCUCCAGCGGCAUGCUCGGCUCCGUUGUCGUACACAGCUCAAGCGGCCAUAACCCGCUGGGCUCGUCAGUGGACCUCGACGCGCUUCGCGCGCAGGUUGAGGCCGAGCUCAAGGCCCAUGUGACCGCCCAGGUGGUUGGGGACCUGCGCAGCGAGAAGACCGUGGAAUACAUUCGAGAGCUGGAGACAGAAGUUGGGAGGUAUCGCCAAGAGCUCCAGUCGGAGAAGAAGCGCAGUGCCGAAAUGGCCGUGGCCCUCCGCAGCGUCCAGCGCCAGCACCAGCGGCCGCAGAGCCCCAUUAACAAGGCCAUCGCGGCCCACACACCCGCCGGGACGAUCAAGCUCGCGCCCAGUUGGGGUUUGGGCCACACAACACCGCGCGGUAGCCCCGUCGCGGGUGGCGGUAGCGGCAGCGGUACGGCCUCGAGGCCCGCCACUGCAGGCCUGGCGCCGCUUGCGGAGCUGUCAACGUCGAACAACGGACGAGCAUCAGCCCCAGGACCCUCCCGACGGCCUAGCACCAGCAUGGCGGCCAUGACCAGCAGCUUCAGAGAGAGCGGCAUCGCCAUCCCUUGA